AUUAAAGAGAGUGAGAGAGGAAGCGACGUGUCGUUAUCCGGCACCAACCGACCCACACAACACAUGAAAUAUGUAUCCUAAAUGAAAAACUUCUCCCAGCACAUUUUAUUUUAAGUUUUACUCUUGACGAACAUGGCUAGGAAGAAGAUUCGCAGUACAAGUUCAGAAUCGGCUAGUUCAACAAGUGGCUCCUCAUCAUCAUCAUCAACCUCAUCAUCCUCUUCAUCAUCAUCGUCAUCAUCUGACUCAUCAUCAUCUUCAGAUACUGAUCAGUCUUCUGCAGUCUCAACGAGAAGCUGUGCCCGCUCCCGUGCUGCUUCCACUGACCAGGACUCCCCCCAGAAGCCUACUCCCUCCACCCUGGCUCCCAAGGGGGGGAGAGAACUCCCUCCUGCCAACCCCCCACAGACCCGCCCCCAAACCAGGGGGUCAUCUGAAUCUGAACCAGAGACUGCUGCUGCUCCAAGCAAACGUGGUCCAAAAACGUCAGCCACAACUAUACCUAAAAGCACAGCCCCAACUUCAAGCACUCAAAGAAAGACUGGCCCAAAGCCAGCUGCACGACCUCAGCAAGCGGCUACACAGAAGCCUCCAAGUAAAACACAACAACAGAAAGGGAGUGGUGCUGUUGUACAACAGAAGAAGUCAGCACAAAGCAAGAAAUCUCUAGGGAGUGGAGGUGCAUCAUCCACGGACAAAUCCUCAAAGAAGAAGUCCAUUUUCUCCCCAGACAACAGCACUGAUUCUGAGAGCGAGACCAAGAGGCCAGUGAGUAAAAAGGGACCACAACCUAAGUCACAGCCCAAGCUUCAGCCCAAACCGCAGCCAAAGGCACAACCUAAAACCUCGGCAGUCCAGAAAUCUAGUGCUCAGCAGCGGAAAGGAGCUAGUAAAGUUAAUGAAAAAGUAUCGGAGAAGUCUUCAGAAUCGUCAACAAAUUCUUCCACAGCAUCCUCAGGAAGUGAUAGUGACAGCUCUUCUGACUCUUCAGCAUCAGCUAAAUCCUUAUCUGAUAAACCAGUCAUUCAACAAAUAGUGCGUAGAAAGUCUCAGACUAAGUCUACACCAGCCUCAACUGAAAGUGAUAAGGAAGAGGAGGAAGAGGAAGAUGAGGAUGAAGAAAACACUCCUAGAAAACAUGUGACGAGAUCAUCCAGUGUUCGUACCAAGAGGGGCUCCCUAUUAGGGAUGCAAAAGGGGACUGAAUCAGAUUCCGAGAAUAAUGUUGCGGGAAGCACCUGCGUCUUUGAUCGACAAGGCUUGGACAUUCCACUAGAACAUGGUACACUCUCACGGAUACCAAGCAAUCUUCACUGUAUGGUUGUGGAUUUCCCAUCAGUAGGAAAGAUACGAAGAGGUUCUCGGAAUGGAGGGCCAAAAAAGCCAGCAGGAGCACCUACAAAGUCAGGUGCCCGUGCCAAAACGAAAAAGCCAAUUCCAUUGGAUAUUUUGGAAAACACACCACUACCUCCUAUUGAAAAGCGAAAGUGUCCAGUAGAAGGGUGCGACUCCUCUGGUCAUCUUGGUGGUCUGUACGAGAGGCAUUUCUCUGUUGAGGCUUGUCCGGUUUUUCACAACGUAACAAAAGAUGAGACUAAGAAUAACCGUCAGAAUCGAGAAUUGGAUAAUGUAGAAAGAGAGAAGGCAAAACUUCUUGUUGGAAAUAAAUCUCCUCGUAAUGGCCCAAAUGUUGAACAAAGAAAUUAUUGUAAUAAAAUUAGAGACUCUAGAGAUAAGCUAAGUGAACCUCGCCCUGGUGAAGAAGAAAUGGCUGACAGAGAUCGACAGCCGGCCCUUCGUGGAUACACUCCUGAGUGGGAUCUUCAUCUAUUUAUGGAGGCUCAGUCUGCUGCAAGUGAAAAAAUUGAAGAUGACCUUAGAGGCCUUCCAGAUAGUAAAGGAAUCCGUUACAUUGAGAUGGGUCGUUAUAAGAUGGAGGCAUGGUACCAGUCUCAGUAUCCAGAUGACUACAACCAGCAACCAAAAAUAUAUAUCUGCGAGUUUUGUCUUAAAUACAUGAGAUCAAGAACUAUAUUGCAGAGACAUUCUGCUAAGUGUGUAUGGAAACAUCCUCCUGGAGAUGAAAUUUAUAGAAAAGAUAAGUUAUCUGUAUGGGAGGUGGAUGGCAAAAAGUACAAGAUAUAUUGUCAAAAUCUGUGCCUACUGGCUAUGCUUUUUCUUGACCACAAAACGCUUUACUACGAUGUUGAACCAUUCCUCUUUUAUAUUAUGACUCAAGCAGAUGGUGAGGGUUGUCACAUAAUUGGCUAUUUCAGUAAGGAGAAAAACAGCUUCCUCAACUACAACGUGUCUUGCAUCAUGACACUUCCACCUUACCAGCGGCAGGGCUUCGGCAGACUCCUCAUAGACUUUAGUUAUCUUCUAACAAAAAAUGAGGGCAAGAUUGGCUCACCUGAGAAGCCUUUAAGUGACCUUGGUCUCAUUUCAUAUCGAUCGUAUUGGAAGGACCUUCUCCUGAAUUACCUGGCUAGCUACACCGAGAAGAAUGUUUAUAUCAAAGAUAUGAGUACAGAAAUGGCUGUAAAUGCAUAUGAUAUUGUGAGCACCUUCCAGGCUAUGGGCAUGAUGAAAUAUUGGAAAGGGAAACACAUCCUUCUGAAAAGACAAGAUUUGUUGGAGGAGUUCUUGGAACGGCAAAAGCGACGACGGGCUGACUAUAAGGAAAUUGACCCCAAGUGCCUCAAUUGGCGCCCCUAUGUUCCGCCACCACCAUCUGAAGAGUCUCAGUCCAACAGCAAUAAAAACAAAACUGUUGCUGCAAACAAGGCAGCUGCAGAUCGUAAGAAAGCACAAGCAGCUUCUGCAUCUCAAUAACAUAGACCUUCACAUGACACUGUGUAAAUUUAAUGUACAGUAAAGUUACAUGGGGUAUAUGGGCAUAAAGCUUGAAUGGUCCCCAAGUCAACAAGCAUCAGAAAACUCUUGACUGCUGAAGGAUUCGAACCCAGUCAGCCAGGGCCUCCAUACCGUUUGGCAAUCCAGUGCUGUUACCACUUAUCCAGCGACUGUACAAAAGUAUUGGGAAGUCGUUAGACCUAUUUGCCCCAUCACCUGACAGCACUUGUGGUAAUAUUGGGCACAGAUAUAUCAUCAAAUCACUUCACUAAUUUGAUGAAAUAUCUGUGCCCAUUGAUGCCACGAGUGCUGUCAGAUGUUGGGGCAUAUAGGUCUCACAACUUCCCAAUCCUUUUGUACAGUCGCUGGCUAAGUGGAAACAGCACUGGACUGCCAAGGGGUAUGAAGACCCUUGCUGACUGGAUUCAAAUGCUUCAGGGAUCAAGAGUUUUGUGAUGGGUAUAUGUGUAUAACAAAAAAUCUGUGAAUUAAGGACAACGAAUGGGGAAUGUACCUACAUGGCUCAAGUGCCUUGUGGUUACCGUCGUGAGACCAAUAAUUCAUUAUCCCCCUGCAUAAUUAGUGCUCCAUUCCAAAUGUGGGCCAGCUCAGAAAUGCAUCUUAUUAAUCAUAACUCAUUCUUAUUUCACAUAUUGUAUACAAAAUAAUUCAACAUUUGUCUCUGCCUCUAAAUUUAUUGCUGGUUAAGUAUUCAUAAAGUAAUAAUGUUUGGAAAACUACAUUUUGAAAUAAUUUUUGUUGGAGAAUGUGGAAUGAUCUCAUGUGUUCUAUGUAGAUAUAAUAUAGAAAACAAGACACUUCUCCCAAGAAAUUAAGGGGAUUUCUCCUGGCACAUUACAUAGGAGAUGUUUGCCGUCUCACAAUUUUUACAAAGAACAAAAUAUGAUUUGAACGACUUUACUACAACCAGAGACUGCAUUACCAGUGUGUGUAUAACAUUUGUAUCAUUGGAAACAUCUUUUCUCGGAGACUUUGAUAAUUAAAUCCUUGAUACAUUAAUGUGAUAAUUUCUGGUAGUGUUUUUAAUUACACAUUGUUAAAAACAUUAUCAUAGAAAACAAAUACAGUAUUUUAAUAAAUAGCCUAAAUAUGCUCUAUUGUGUAACAAAUAUGCGAGUGAUAUUCAUAAGGCUAAACACAAAAAAAUCUAAAUAUGUGAUAGAUUUUAUGAUAUGUUUAUCAUUUCUAUGGAAGAAAAGGUAAUGCUUAUCAGUCUGGCUGAUUUCAACAAAAAUUAUAAAUUUUAUUUUUGUUAAUGACUACAAAAGUAGUGUACAUAUGUGAAUGUUGAAUAUAAUUCUGUACAAUGUAAAUGACAAUAGACGAGUGAUUUCACUAGCAUGUAUAAAACAAGCCAAAAACUGAAGACAUUUUUUAAAGUGCUGGAGUAAAUACAUUAGGCAAUAUUGAGUAAUGUAUUGUCAUUCCUGUUUGACAUGCAGUAUUUACUCAUGAGGUAAUAUUAAAAUUUUAUAAAUAUUUCUUUUUAUUAAAAUAAUUAUAAAAAGAUGAUUAAUGUAAAAGUUAAGUCGAAGUGCAUACAGUCUUGCAGUGUGAUGCAAUGUCUGCCCUUUGUCUCUACCUGUGGGUCCCUCCUAGCCAGCUUACAUGGAGAUAUCAUUCCUUGUCCAAGCAUGUCUUGGCUCUAGUAAUGUGUAUGCUAUUGUCAGGAACUGAUUGUCCUUCCCAUGAUCCUUUGCAUAAUCAAAUUAAAGAAAUUAAACCACUUAUUUAUAAUGGCAUACUGUAUUUUAAAUUUUAGAAGCAAGUCUCAAUUUCUUGAAAAGCUUCUCUGUGUCUUCCCAAACUAUCCAUCUUAAGUCCUCCGAACCCAAGUACCACACCAGGCAUUAAUGAAUCAUGAGCACCUACCUGUGAUUGGGUCCAGAAUUUAGCCCCCUUUGAUAGAGGCAUAAAUAAGGUAAUGAGGAUACAAGAUCAAGUUGCUGAAGGAAAACCCACCAGAGGAGUAGAAGUCACCUAAAUGAGCUACUGUUUGGACAGCAUUUACAACCUUGAUUCGAACAGGGGGAUUCGAACAGCUGCCAUCUGGUGGUACUCUCGCACCACCAGAUGGCAGCUCUGACAUACUGGAGUACUGGGCAGCUAUCCCCCCCAUCAUUCAUGCAUUACCAAAGCAAGACUUCCUGAACACCACAGGAUGACGGGUAUUGCCAAAACGAUGGGAUACAGAGGUAGCCCACCAAUAAGAUGCAUUUCAUUACCUUCAAUGCUGGACUUCUGGGAGGGCUUCCCUCUUUGCAUAGCUCACCAUGGAGACGGAGACAACAAACGAGCUGACCUAGAAGGAAGGGAGCAGAAGAACCAGAACAAAACCUUGAACAACUGGCCAAUACCAAGAAAGCAAGGAGUGGACAAGACAGUCGAGCAGUGAAUGACUUCAAUUCUCGGCUGUAAAUUGUCCCAUGACAAAAUCUAGGGAGGAUUGACUAGGAAAUUACUACUGGUCCCCCAGCAGUAAUUGUUGGUGUAAGGUAGAGUUGUCGUUUUACUGGGGUAGUACUGGUCUACUGGGCUACUACCGUCCAACAACAAAAAGCAGCAGGCAAUUUUCCCCCAGCAAUAAUUGGGACCAGGGAGUAAAACCAAUGAUAGGUCAAGAUACAGGAAAAAACUAGUAGGGGUAAGGUUAGUAGGCUGAGAACAUUUCCUAUCCAUAGGUAGGGAAUGCUCUCAGCCUGCUAACAGUAGUCAGCGGGGUGACUGCUGACUAUGUGUUGUAAAUAUGUGACUCCACAUUUACUCCUGUGUAAAAAAAAAAAAAAAAAAAAAAAUGGAGGGAUGGAGCAGGAAGAUGGCAAAACAACAAAUGACCCUGCAAGAAAAUCUGUUACUAGAACAAUGAACUAUGGAAACAAGUCCAGCGAAGCGAAGCGCCCACUCUAACAUCCAGAGGGAAAUGUAGGAAAUGAUGCACCACCCCCUACCGAGCAGAGUGCAGGAGGAACCCUUGGCUGAAACAAUCGAGCCCACCACCAAGAGUUGGACAUCUAUCUGCAGCUUCAUGUGCCAAUAGAAAAGACAGUUCAGGUGGAAGAAUGAGGGUUUCAAGACAAAAGAAGGCAGCCAAAACAAAAUUAAUAGGAAUGAAGGUGGAGUCACUGAAAAGAAGGGCAUGAAAGAAAGUGAAACCCAAACCAGAUCAAGGUUCAAGAGAAGAACCAGCCAGAGGCACGAAAACCCGAGACUACACUCAAAACCGUGCAGAUGAGGCAGCAUCAAGAGGGGCACCAGAAAGCCAAAUAAAGAGGGGCAGAAGCAGCAGGCAACAGCCAAUGAGCAGCCAAAACUAGAACAGAAUGGUCAUGACUGUUAAAACUGUCACCAGACAUUGGAGAUAACAAUUAUGCUGAGAAAUUAUGCACAAUAUAACCAAUAACUGCUGGCACCAGCAAAGCAGCUGCCAAUGGAUCCCCAGAUCAAACGACCACCACCCACACCCAGAAAUGACUCCCAACUAUCCCUCCAAAAAAACAGAGCCAAGAAAGACACAUGGGGCUGAACACUGUGUCUGAAUACACAGAAACCAAGGCUGACCCAUUCACCAAGGAGGGACAACCCAUUGGUAAAAUUUAUUUGACAGGAAAAUCCACUAUGUCGUGUAGUGGUCUGUGGCAUGGGCUUGGGAGUACCAAGUAUGCAGGUUCGAAUUUUGUUUAUGGCUCCAACUGACUUUCCAACUUUUGGUGAGUUUUGUGGAGUAAUAUGGUGGUGAUGAAUCCCCACUUCCCUAUGCCUCUAUUAAGGAGGCCAGACUCUGGUCCUAGUCUCCAGUAGGAGACUAGGAGUUCUCUUGAUUCAUUAGAAUUGGUAUGGUACCUGGGUAUGGAAAAACUCCUGGUACGUAGCUCAAGGAAGAUACAAACAGGAUCCACCAGAGACAUUUCAUUACAUUUAAUAUUAGAUUUUUUCCCCGUGUAACAUCCAUAUUGACAAAAUAAUAUUUACUGAUAAUAUAUAACUAUGCAUUUGGUCAGGAAGGAUUUCUGUUUUGUUUUGCUGAAAGUACAGCAGAUUUAGACAGGGAUAAGAACUGCCUUAGAUCAACCCACCACAGUUUACUCAUUUAUUUUGCCUUUGCUUCAGAUCAAAAUAAGUCUGGUAAAUUAUAAUAUAAAUUGGAGCAGCUGCUUUGAAUUCAUCAUACUGUAGUGCAUUUCCAAUUUUUUAAAUGAAGCACCGAUAUGAUUCUCAAAGGAUAGUGACUUUGCAUGUAACUGGCAAUUUAGGAGGGACCCUGGGUUUCAUCUGUUCAUUAAUAAAAAAAAAAUAUAUACAGUA
Messenger RNA from Procambarus clarkii (red swamp crayfish), 7179 nucleotides. RefSeq names its product lysine acetyltransferase chameau (gene chm). The record is from RefSeq and is a predicted model, not a curated record. Gene Ontology annotation, molecular function: zinc ion binding; histone acetyltransferase activity; transcription coregulator activity. Gene Ontology annotation, biological process: positive regulation of transcription by RNA polymerase II; negative regulation of DNA-templated transcription. NCBI's taxonomy places the organism in Eukaryota, Metazoa, Arthropoda, Malacostraca, Decapoda, Cambaridae. Gene Ontology annotation, cellular component: nucleus; chromatin.